UCUCUCCACGAAACCCGUCUACUCUCCAGAUCACCAGCAUCAGAAACAACAAGGAACAUCUUGCACUUCCUCACCUCAACGCCUCUCACACUUGAACUUGCUACUUGCACCUGUGCAUACCUCGCUCAAGCCCAUCCACUCGACCAUCCACUUACACGGGACCGCCUCUACCGCCGUCCUCCAACAACAACAACAACACCACAACUCAAGCCUCACAGCUUUUUACAUCCUCACAAUGCCUGCCCAGCGACCUUCUCACCUUCCUCCCUGCCCGGGCCCCCCGCCCAGCCGACCUCUUCCUCCUCUGCCUAAAUGAGUGCCGCUUCUCUGAGGACCACCAUUCGAACUUCAGAACAAGAACUGGCUAUACACACUCUGUCAUGGGCUAUCCGGAACUCCACACAUAUAUACAAGGUUUUCAAUCUUUUCUUUUUAUAUUUCGAGAUGCGGAACCCCAAUGGCCUCUGCUCCUCCGUCGUGGGGAACGAGACGCAGGGUUCCUGUCGGCAACGGGAAAAUCGCAAGCCAUCUGCUAUGCGAAGCGGAUCUGUGAUGCACGUCACCACUCUAUUACCACUCUGUAAUACAAAUGCCUCUACCGCUGCGGGGCUGCAACAUCACACAAUCUACAUGCGACGCGCUCUCCCGACCUGGACUCUCGCCGCCACGGCCGAGAUGCAGUCACACCUGCUGCUGCAGCAAACCCCACCGAGCUGGGCCUCAGCGUGUCGACAUGCAAUCACCAACCCUGCUCUCACCGGCAUUGAUCAGAGAAACAGCAGCUUCUCUCAAUACAACACAACCGCAUAGCCGCAGGUUGCACCAUUCUCUCAACGCUUGGCCACCUGACGGGCUGCGUGCAUCUCGCUCUCCACACCGUCCUCGCUGGCUCGAGCGGGUUACUUGCGCAUCUUUCUUUUACAUCUUCGACUUCGCUUGUGUUGUAUUGCGAUUCAAAUCUCAUACACGCUCUUCUCUUUAAUACUACCUAUAUAAUACUUUGGGGCACUUUCUUCUUUCUUUCUUUUUUAUUUCAUUUUGGAGUUUAUGCAUAUCUAUUUGACGUCUAUGGAGGGCGGAUGGGGGAACAACAUCAUCGGACGAUUAGGGAUUGGGAGGGAUCACACUGUACUAUUACUAUCAAGGAGCAUUCGUGGGUGCGUCGCGGAAUACCCUGGGAUGUUGACGACCCGUUUACUUUUGGCUUGGGAAUAUGAUUUGGGCAACGAUUGAAACGCGGGAUUGAGACUAUCUGAUUACUAUUAUUUUGCCCAGUUUGGCGAACAUAGACAUACUUUGCAAUGAAAGCCUUGCGCAUUUCUGCCACUCUUACGC
This is a messenger RNA of Trichoderma atroviride IMI 206040, 1335 nucleotides long. Lineage: Eukaryota; Fungi; Ascomycota; Sordariomycetes; Hypocreales; Hypocreaceae. The record is from RefSeq and is a predicted model, not a curated record.